Molecule: messenger RNA, 1431 nt
Organism: Penicillium argentinense
Lineage: Eukaryota; Fungi; Ascomycota; Eurotiomycetes; Eurotiales; Aspergillaceae
Product: Paf1-complex subunit LEO1
Exons: 2
Coding region: 1-1431 (476 amino acids)
Biological process (GO): transcription elongation by RNA polymerase II; positive regulation of transcription elongation by RNA polymerase II
Cellular component (GO): nucleus; Cdc73/Paf1 complex
Molecular function (GO): RNA polymerase II C-terminal domain phosphoserine binding
Source: RefSeq, a predicted model, not a curated record
AUGUCGUCCUCCGACGAGGACGCCAUCCGGCGCCCUGGCCGCAAUGCCAAUGCUGGCGCUCAAAGCCCUGCCCCGAGCGACGCGAAUGACGCGAACGACGACAACAAGGACCUGUUCGGUGACGACCAGAUGGAUGGAGACAAUGAUGCCGAUCUGUUCGGCUCAGAGGGUGGAUCAGAUGCUGGACUCGACGACAAGUACGUAUGCUAUCCUUCUCUGCAGUGCUCUCAGCAAGAGCGCGCGCAACAAGAUGCUAAGAAGUACCCAAGCCGAGCUCGGCGCACUCUAGAUGACGAACGACUGGACUCCGGAGAUGACGAGGGCCGCUAUGACCGAUACGGAGAAGAUAUGGAUAUGGGCGAAGACGAGGAAGUCCGUCGUACUCUCAAUCUCAUGGACGUGACCCUGGCGCGGGCGCCAGUGCCAGAGACAACCGAUGGUCAGAUCUACACCAUGCGCGUACCGGAAUUCCUCAACAUCGAAGCUGAAGAGUUCAAUCCCGAAACCUAUGUCGCUCCUCCCUUCUCGACCGCCGCCACUUCGCUCUGCUGGCGACAAGAUCCAAAUGACGAGUCUAAGUUGCAGUCCAAUGCCCGCUUCAUUCAAUGGGAGGAUGGCUCCGUCACACUCCAGCUGGCGUCCGCUCCGCUGGAGCAAUACCGUACCUCCAUCAAGCCUCUCGCACCUCUUGACAAUUCCGACGACUACGUCUCGAAGCUGGAUUCUCACGUUUACCUGGGAUCCGCAAUGGAGACCGCCGAGGUGUUCCAAUUGACUUCUCACGUCACUCACGGCUUGACCAUCCUUCCCACUACUAACGAAACCGAUGAUGCAGUUCAGAAGUUGCAGGAAUCCCUGUUCGCAGCCGCCAGAGGCAGCAAGAAGACCGCUGAUGGCACUGUUCCUAUCUUUGAAACCAUGGAGGAUCCCAUGGCGGCCGCACGCAAGGCAGAGAUUGCCCAGAGAGAGGAACUCCGAGCUGAGCGCCGACGCCAGCAGAUGGCCGAUAGGGAAGCUGACCGUGGCCGCCGUGGGCCCACCUCGCGCUCCAUGGGCACUGGUCUAAAUGUCGGCUCUCUCGAAGAUGGCUUGUCUACUCGCCCUCGUGCCAAGCCUCGUCGGCAGAACCGCCGGGGCGAGAUAUAUUCCGAUGAAGAGGAAUAUGGCCGCAAUCACCGUACCCGCGAGGAUGAUUACGAUGAGGAUGAUGGAUUCCUGGUCGGUAGCGAUGAGGAGAUCGAAGAGGAAGGUGAUGAUGAGGACGAGGAGGAUGUUCUCGAGGACGAUGAGGAGGAUGCUGAGGGUGAGGUAGAUGAUGAGGUUGCUCCGUCCAAGUCGGCGCGCAGCAAGCCCUCCGAGCCUGAGCGUACGGGCACUCCGCAGCAACGUAAGAAGAACCGUUAUGUGGUGGAUGACGACGAUGAUGAGUGA